This is a messenger RNA of Pimephales promelas (fathead minnow), 4968 nucleotides long. Lineage: Eukaryota; Metazoa; Chordata; Actinopteri; Cypriniformes; Leuciscidae. The record is from RefSeq and is a predicted model, not a curated record.
GUGCAUGGAAGAUGUCUGGGAUAUUGGACUGGAUACCAUGGGAAAGAAAGCGGAAGUUUCGAGCGCUGUGUGCCUUGGGUGCUCUGCUGUGCUGCCUGCAGGAUAGUGCUGCUGUUAGAGAUGAUGUCCCAGUCUUCACAGAAGAGCCUUUUUCUGUGGUACAGAAACUGGGGGGCAGCGUGACCCUGCGGUGCACCGCCCUGCCUAACCAUGCCAACAUCAGCUGGCGUCUAAACGGUCGAGAGCUGCCAGCUGGGGGCAACGAGGAGCUGGGAGUGCUGGUGUGGCCCGGUUCUCUCUACAUCCCCUCCCUUACAAACCUCACCAUAGGCAGAUACCAGUGUGUGGCCACCACCAGCGUCGGGUCCUGCGCUAGUGUGCCAGCCAACGUUACUGCAGCUAAACUGCGAGAUUUUGAGCCAGAUGACCAGCAGGAAAUUGAGGUGGAUGAAGGGAACACAGCUGUGAUUGAGUGUCAUCUGCCUGAGAGUCAACCUAAAGCUCAGGUCCGCUACAGCGUCAAACAGGAGUGGCUGGAGACAUCUAAAGGGAAUUACCUGAUCAUGCCAUCAGGAAACCUUCAAAUAGCUAAUGCUACACAGGACGAUGAGGGUCCCUAUAUAUGUGCUGCUUACAACCCUGUCACCCAGGAAGUUAAAACCUCCACCUCUACCGAUCGUCUCCGAAUACGACGUUCAACAUCUGAGGCCGCACGUAUCAUCUAUCCACCUGCAUCUCGGUCCAUUAUGGUGAACAAAGGCCAGCGACUUGUCCUUGAGUGUGUGGCCAGCGGUAUUCCUACUCCACAGGUCACAUGGGCUAAGGACGGUCUGGACUUGCGAAAUCUCAACAACACCCGCUUCUUACUGAGCAACUUGUUGAUUGAUGCAGCAAGCGAGAGCGACUCGGGCACUUACGUGUGUAACGCUGAUAACGGCUUUGACUCUGCGAGUUCUGCUAGGGUGCUGUAUGACGUGCAGGUGUUUGAACCUCCACAGGUGCGUGUCGAGCUGCAGCAGCAAGACAUUGCUUGGGGCGACACGGUGCGUUUCAGCUGUCAAGUGAGUGGAAAGCCCACUCCCACUGUGGUGUGGCUCCACAAUGCUCAGCCCCUAAGCCAUUCACCACGCCAUCGGCUGUCCUCCCAGAUGCUGCGCGUGCUCCACGUCGGGCCGCAGGACGAUGGCAUGUACCAGUGCAUGGCGGAGAAUGGUGUGGGCAGCUCACAGGCAGCCACAAGACUUCUCACUGUCCCAACAGUGCCCUCACGGUCAGGUAAGCUGCCCAUGAUUCGACCGAUGAGCCCAGAUAAAGUGCUGCGGGAACAGCCACCUUUGAAGCCUGUGGCCACCAGUGCAGUGCUGCCUUUCGACUGCUCUGAGGUCAGAGUCUCUCCCGCCGAAGCUCCAGUCAUCCUGAGUCAGCCACGCACAGGAAAGGCCGACUACUAUGAACUUACCUGGAAACCCCGUCAUGAUGGAGGAGCGCCUGUGCUGGAGUAUGUUGUCAAGUACAGAAAGGCUGGAGAAUCUCCUGGAGAGUGGACCACUAACACUAUUUCAGGCUUCCAGCACAAACUGACUCUUACUAAACUGCUGCCUGCCAGCCUCUAUGAAGUGGAGAUGGCCGCUAAGAACUGCGCUGGACUUGGGCAGCCCGCGAUGAUGACUUUUAGAACAGGCAAAUGGCGUAGAGGAGGAGCCGCAGGGCCUCCAAAAACACCAGAUGAGCCACCUCGUCUCACACCUCCAGAAGCUCCAGACAGACCCACUGUUUCCAUGGCCACCGAGACCUCAGCCUAUGUGACGUGGAUCCCUCGUGGGAACCGUGGAUUCCCCAUCCAGUCAUUCCGUGUGGAGUACAAGAAAUUGAAGAAAGGCAGUGGAGAGUGGGAGGUGGCUGUAAACAAUAUCCCUCCCUCUCGCCUCUCCGUCGAGAUAACAGGCCUGGAGAAAGGAACAUCAUACAAGUUCAGAGUUUUGGCCGUUAACGUGUUGGGAGAGAGUCCAGCAAGCGCUCCCUCUAAAGCCUACACAGUGGUGGGCAGUGGUCCACCAAACCGACGUCCCAUCGACGGACCCUACAUCACUUACAAUGAAGCCAUCAAUGAGACCACAGUCAUUCUGAAAUGGACGUACACACCAGUCAAUAACACCCCCAUUUAUGGCUUCUACAUCUUCUACCGACCCACCGAUAGCGACAAUGACAGUGACUACAAAAAGGAUAUAGUGGAAGGUGACCGCUACUGGCACUCCAUUACUGACCUACAGCCUGAGACGGCUUAUGACAUUAAGAUGCAGUGUUUCAACGAAGGGGGCGAGAGCGAGUUCGGAAAUGUUGUCAUUUUAGAAACUAAAGCUCGCCUUCACCAGAGGACCACACCUCCAGAGACCUCAUCGUCCAGACCCGUCCAUUCAGGAAACCCUGUUCCUCGGCCUGGUGAUCUGCCUUACCUCAUUGUGGGUGUGGUACUCGGAGCAUUCGUUUUCAUCAUCGUAGCUUUCAUCCCAAUCUGUCUGUGGAGAGUCUGGGCCAAACAAAAACAAACUUUAGACAUGCGCUUUCCAGCGUUGGCAGCUACAGUUUCUCCAUGCCAGUACACCAUGGUCCCCCUGCAAGGAUUGGCUCUUGGUCGGCCUUGUCCUGUAGACCCCCACCUGACAUCUGCCCACACUGUCUACGCUCCUAAAGGAGAAUACAUUCCCAAUGGGAAAUACACUACACAGCGCCUUCCUGGACACCGGGAGGAUGCUGACAAUGAGUUGGAGUGUGAUGCAUUGUUACCUCAGAAACUUCCCAAUCAGCAACCACGUAUCCACAAUUACUGUAACGGGGUGUCCGGUUGUCCUGAAGAGGGAUGCUAUGUGUCUGAUGGUUCCCCCUUGCAGGUCCUCAGCUUAUCGGGACCUACCCAUCCAUCUCAGAGUCCUGACUCCACACAGGCCGAUCACUCCCUCACUGAAGCAGUUCAUUUGGAAGAGGUCACUGCUGACUUGCCCCUGUCAACAACAGUUGAUGCGGGCAUAAAUCAGUUGCUCCUAUGUGCUGAGCAACAGGAAGUGGGAACAACACAGAACAUAAAGCAGCUUGAGGAACAAGGGACCAGGGAUGAUUCAAAAGAUGGAUGAAACCUUAGAAAAAAAGAGGGAGGGGGGAGGGAGAAAAUAUUUAUUUUUGUAUAACAGAUGCUAUAUUUAUAUAUUUAUGUGUUUGUACAUAGUACAUUUUUUUAAAGAAUGUAUAUAUUGGUUGUUUAUAUCAGAUGUUAUACAUAUUUUGGUAUGUUUGUCUGUUACCACCAGGAUAUUUUUUAUAAGUAUGCUGUAUAAUUGAUCCUUAUGUGAGAUAGGAACAACCUGACACCUCAACAUCAUACAGACAGUAUCAGUAAUAAGCUCCAGGUUUUCCACUGGCAAGCAUCUCUUGAUGUUUGAAGUACUGCUGGUGGGAAAUGUAAUGCUUUUAGGGCAUUAUGAUAAUGAUCCAUUCAUUAAGAAUGUUGUAACUUUGCAGUGCUUUGGGACAAUUGACUUUUAAAAUUAUUUGUACGCCUAUCUACACUAUAUUGCCAAAAGUAUUGGGACACCCCUCCAGAUAAUUGAGGUGUUCCAAUCACUUCCAUGGCCACAGUUGUAUAAAAUCAAGCACCUGGGCCUCCAGACUAGUAGUCGCCAAGUUUCUGCAGAGUCUAUUGCUACAUACCUCCAAACUUUAGACUAAGAUCAAGAACACUUUGUAGAGAGCUUCAUGGAAUGGGUUUCCGAGCAGCUGCGUCCAAGCCUUACAUCACCAAGUGCAAUUCAAAGCGUGGGAUGCAGUGGUGUAAAGCAUGCCGCUACUGGACUCUAGAGCAGUGGAAACGUAUUCUCUUCUCUCUGUCUGGCAAUCUGAUGGACGAGUCUGGGUUUGGCGGUUUCCAGGAGAACGGUACUUGCCUGAUUGUAUUGUGCCAUGUGUAAAGUACAAUUUCAUGCUUUUAACUUUGUGGGAACAGUUUGGGGAUUUUCCUUUUCCAACAUGACUGCGCAUCAGUGCUGGAUGAACAAGUUUGAUGUGGAGGAACUUGACCGCAACCCGACAGAACACCUUUGGGAUACAUUAGAGAUGAGUCUGCAAGCCAUGCCUUCUCAUCCAACAUCAGUGUCUGACCUCACAAAUGUGCUUCUAGAAGAAUGGUCUGAAAUUCCCAUAAACAAACCUUUUGUGAAACCUUCCCAGAAGGGUUGAAACUGUUAUAUCUGCAAAGGGUGGGACAACUCCAUAUUAAAACCCUACGGAUUAAGAAUAGGGUCUCAUUAAAGGUCAUGUGCAUGUAAAGGCGUACUUCCCUAAACUUUUGGCAAUAUAGUGUAUAUGUAGUCCUUAUAUGCAUACAUAUUUUAUGCAGAGUAUGUUGUAUCCACGAACAUUUAAUGGCUUUAUGGCAUGUAGAUGCUACUGUUGGUUUUAACACUUAGAUACACACAACAAAUAAGCAGUUUUAUAACUUUUUGAUUGUAAUUUGUUCCAGGUGAAUCCUCAGUUGUAAGGGUUUUUGAAUGGAGAUACAGUGUGUUACAGAUUGUACAUUUGUUACUAAGAUUUAUCUAUUUUCAUCAUUAACAAAGACGUUAACAAAUAUAUGCAAAGUAUAUGCUUUCUGUGCGUAGUAAUAUAGAUUAUGAUAAAGAGACCAUAUUGUAGUUUUUUUUUCUCAGCAGCCUGGAUGUGAGACAUUCUUAAAAUAAACACGCCUACCUGGAAUAUGCUCAUUUUUAUACUCUAAACUGGUUUGAUGUAGUCAGCUUGUAUAGUUGUACUUUUACUUUUGGAGACCUGCAGUUCCCCUGCGUCAGUAUUAGCUUCUUCCCACUGUUGUAAACAUGAAACAUGAAGGAAACGAUCAAUCUCUAACAUAUUUUAGAAGUGUAGCUGCAUGGUUACAUGGAUUGAGCUCUAUUGCCUGUAAAUAAAGCUAAAGAAAUCAUA